CUUGUAUUGUAGCUUUCGGGUCACAUAGCAAUCAGUGAGAAAUCGUUCGCCGCACGAUUAACUACAGUGAUAACUCUAUAGCCACAAUGUCAACUAAACCAGUGCUUUACUAUACGCCACGCAGUCCACCAUGCCGUGCGGUACUUCUGACAGCGGCAGCAGUUGGCUUAGAACUUGAUUUACGCCCAAUGAAUUUGAAAGCUGGCGAUCAUUUGACACCAGAAUUCCUCAAGCUCAACCCACAGCACACAAUACCAGUUUUGGAUGACAACGGCAUUGUCAUUUCGGAUUCACACGUCAUUUGCUCUUAUUUAGCUGAUAAAUACGGACCAAAUGAAACUCUUUACCCAAAAGAGAAAGUCAAACGCAUGGAAGUAGAUGCUCGUCUCUAUUUUGACUGCGGUCAUUUGUUUCCACGCGUACGCUUCAUGGUUGAACCGGUUAUCUACUUUGGUUGCGAUAAUAUUUCUGAAGACAAAAUUGUUUACAUGCAAAAAGCUUAUGAUGGCUUGGAGAAAUGUUUGGCUAAUUCGCCGUAUUUGUGUGGCGAGCAUUUAACCAUCGCCGAUUUGUGUUGUGUUGCUUCAGUGUCGACAGCAAUGAUUUUUGCGGCGAUUGAUGCAGAGAAAUUCCCAAAAUUAAGUGCUUGGGUUGAACGUAUGGCAACGUUGCCGUAUUAUCAAAAAAAUAAUCAGGAUGGUGCUGAUAUAUUAGGCAAAUUUGUCAAAGAGAAAUUAAUUGAAAACAAAGCAGCUAAAGCAGAGUAAAUUUAAUGGCUUUUAAAACUACAGUGCCCGCUCGAAAACGUAAACUAAUUAAAACCAAGGGAGUUCACGUCAUCAAAUUGUUCAGGUCUUUGAGUGUCAAAUAAGAGUAAAGGAAAUACAUAUAUACACAUUUAAAUUCA
Messenger RNA from Teleopsis dalmanni, 907 nucleotides. RefSeq names its product glutathione S-transferase 1 (gene GstE11). NCBI's taxonomy places the organism in Eukaryota, Metazoa, Arthropoda, Insecta, Diptera, Diopsidae. Gene Ontology annotation, biological process: glutathione metabolic process. Gene Ontology annotation, molecular function: glutathione transferase activity. The coding region runs from base 87 to 767 and encodes 226 amino acids. The transcript is spliced from 3 exons. The record is from RefSeq and is a predicted model, not a curated record.